AUGUCAUAAUCGUCAAGUUAAUUUUUAAAUAAAUGGUUUGAAUCUGACAUUUUAAAAGGAACGCUUAUAACUGAUGGCAUCAUAGGGGAAAUGAUAUCUAUUGAUACUCCAGCUAGUGCAUAUAUCUUAUUGCAUCAUGUAAUGGGUGAAAUAUUCCCAAAUUCUAAGGGAGAAUGGGCGUUUGUUGAAGGUGGAAUGGGAUCUAUAUCUAAAAUACUUACUAAAUUGAAUGAAUAGAAGGGAGUAGAGAUCAAGACCAAUAUAGGAGUGGAAUAAAUACUAACAUCUAAUAAUUAGGUUACUGGAGUUAAAUGUUCAGACAAUAAUAUAUAUUAUAGUGAUACUAUAAUAAGCAGUGUAACUCCAAGAAUCACCUUUGAGAAAUUACUAUCAAAUGAUUAAUAAACAAAGAAUCCUAAAUAUUUCAAUGAUGUUAAACAUAUGGAAUAUAAUGGAGCUUGUACUAAAUUUAAUUUUGCUGUAUCUGAAAUGCCUAAAUUUAAAUGUUUUGAAGGAACCAAAUAUGAAAACCCUGAAUCUGUAUUAAUUGGUACAACACAUUUAGGAUGUGAAAGAUUGGAUACAUUAAGAUAUGCAUACUAAGAUUGUAUAAAUGGAAAGUAUUAUUAAUUAAUAAUUCAUCUUAUAGAUCAUUUAGUGAUAAUUUAUUUGUGGAUUUAGUUGUUCCUACUGUUCAUGAUAAGACAAUAGCUCCAUAAGGGUAACAUAUUGUAUAAUGUUUGGUUUAAUAUACUCCUUAUAAGGCUAAUUGGAAUGAGUAAAUCAAAUAAUAGUUGAAGGAAUAAGUUAUUGAUUACAUUUCUCAAUAUGCUCCAAAUUUCAAGUAAUUAUUAUUGCCAUUUUAAUAGAAAUUCUAUACUCUAUACUGAUAUGGUAACACCAUAAGAAAUUGAGUAACUCUUGAAUAUGACAGAAGGUAAUAUUUUUCAUGGUGCUUUAACUUUGGAUAAAUUGUAUGGAAAUCGACCAAGUAAUGGAUAUAAUAGUUAUGGAACACCAAUUAAUGGAUUAUUUUUAUGCGGUUCUGGAACUCAUCCCGGUGGAGGUGUAAUGGGGGCUCCAGGAAGGAAUUGUGCAUUGUAUAUUAACAAUUAUGUAAAAUGA
Molecule: messenger RNA, 1125 nt
Organism: Paramecium pentaurelia
Lineage: Eukaryota; Ciliophora; Oligohymenophorea; Peniculida; Parameciidae
Source: the annotation of a GenBank genome assembly